UGAAAAGAAAUCCAUUAAUGCAAACUGCAUGGCUAUUAUCAAUCGAGAGAUAAUUAGCUACGCUCCAGUAUCUAUCGAUAUGCAAACACCGAGUAAUUCGAUAGAGAGAUAAAGGGCGUACUAAUUGAGGAGAAUCUCUGGAAAAGUGCUAAAUUGCCGUGUGGAGAGUUCCAUUUUCCCGAUAAGAACCCCUCGCAGUAUUCAAAGUGAGUUGAAUCGCCACAGAGCUUCAGAAAAAUGCCCAAAGUGAACAAAUUCCGGGAGGAUCGUGAGGAAAGGACGCUGAAGGCAAAAAUCAGGCGUUCAAAAGCGAAUUUCCGGGAACGCAAUAGAAUGUCCAGUCUCAAUCGGGCUCUGGACAAUUUACGUGCCCGAGUCCCUCUCAAUCCAACCCAGGCUACCCUGGAUCUGGAUCAGAAUCCCAGUCAGAAAUUGUCCAAGAUUGAGACGCUGCGGCUCGCCUAUAAUUACAUCAGUGCCCUGGGGCAGACUUUGAAUUGGGGAAGGAGAUUGCAUUUUGAAGAAUUGAUCUACAUCCUGGCCAGAGGCCUAAGUCAGACCACUGUGAAUCUUCUAAGAGCUCGUUUGCGUUUCGAUCUGGACUACCAUCUGGCACAGUGUCUCAUUGAGGACACACCUGAGGAUUCUGGAAUGAAAUUCUGGUGCUCCUGUCACUCCAGGACCUCCUCCAGCAACUGUGACACUCUGUCCGGAGCCUCGAGUGAUUCCAGGGCCACGGGAAGUACUGAAUGGUUGGAUUUUGAGCAGAACAACUUUGACUUCUUCCUCUAGGGCAUUAUAAUUGGAUUGUCGCAAAUGGGGCAGGUGAUCUCUUGAUCAGGGUCCAGAAGGAGGAUUUCAGUGAGCGUGGCUCGGUCAUUGAGGAUUAGUUGAUCGCAUUGUGAGCAGGUUGUUUCGUUCAUGAUAAAAAGCUGAAAA
Molecule: messenger RNA, 939 nt
Organism: Phlebotomus papatasi
Lineage: Eukaryota; Metazoa; Arthropoda; Insecta; Diptera; Psychodidae
Product: neurogenic differentiation factor 2-like
Exons: 2
Coding region: 238-792 (184 amino acids)
Molecular function (GO): protein dimerization activity
Source: RefSeq, a predicted model, not a curated record